Molecule: messenger RNA, 2661 nt
Organism: Phanerochaete carnosa HHB-10118-sp
Lineage: Eukaryota; Fungi; Basidiomycota; Agaricomycetes; Polyporales; Phanerochaetaceae
Exons: 5
Coding region: 1-2661 (886 amino acids)
Source: RefSeq, a predicted model, not a curated record
AUGCAGAAAUUGUUAGAUAUGAAUACGAUCUGCCGCGGCGAGCUGCUCGACACCCCCAACGGGCUAACGCCCGGGAAGGGACCUUUUAGCCGCCUGACUUGUCAGGAGGGCAACAUCAAGUGCUGUCAUGGCACUAUCUCCGAUACCAGGAACGUGACGAAUGUAUUCGGCACGGCUCUUGGGUCCAAGAUACACCGGGCGUUCAAACCCACAUAUCGUACGUCGUCCAAACCCCUAUUGAUAAGGGCCCUGACUUAUGCUAUAAAACCUCAGUGGAAUUGCUUGUCGUAUCCUACACUCGACCUGCCCGUCGAGACUUGGAUCGGGCAACUCAAAGAGUUUCAAUCAACGAAACUCAUCUUCACACAACAACGAGAUGGACCCCCUCGCAGAGGUAGGCACAUCACAUUGUUACGAAGCGAUACCCAGACUUACAUCGGUACUACUAAGGCAAACCGCAUGCUCCAAGAACGUGCGGGACAGCCCUCCCCGGAUGGCGCUGAUCAGGUUCAACGUCCGACCACCCCCAACAGAGAGCCGCCCCCCACGUCCCUCUACCAGCUAGGCCUCACCGGUCAUCGCAUCAGGUCUAUACCCGAGACCGAAUCUGAACCAGGUACUCCUACCGCUGCCUGCCACUCAAUCCUGGAAGCUAGUCGACCAGGAUCGUUGGCCCCAUUAACUGAGGACGCCGAAGGACCCUCGGGCCUGUAUAACAUCGGGGGCAGAGGCCAAGGCCCUACCACGAUCCAUGGCAUCGAAUGGCCCAGCUCGGGAAACAACGUACCUUGGUCUUGCACCGCUGACCUCCCUAUCGGAAGUGACUUCCGCGAUUGGAACGAAGCGAAAAGCAAGUUCUUACAAGCUAUUUUCACCCUAGUGUCCAUCAGGGACACAUUCUACGUCGGCAACUCCGGCGACCCCAAUUCCUCCCUCGCUGAUCCGGCUUGGGCCACCUUCUUCAACGCAAUGUCCGACGAGGUAGCAGCUGUCCCCAGCAACCUCGAUGACGACAAAUCCAUUUACCCAGGGGAAGCCAUGCACAACCUCGCCGACCGUUCACCGGUCACUAUCUUUACGAGAAUACUGAGCGAGCUCAACGCUGCUUGUGUCGUCACCAAAUCGAUGUCACACAUCGACGCCCAGCUGAAGCUCAUCGAGACGAAGCUAUCCCGCGUAUCCGCCCAAGCUUCUCGCCCAGGCAACGCACUGUCUACGACGUCGGGGGCCUUGUGCUUCACCAAAACCAUGAUGCCCACGGACGAGAGAUCACCUGUUGUUGGGGAGAAGCGCAAAGACGCCUUCAGCCUCCCGGACAGAGCCCCUAAACGAGGAAAAGCCGCUGACAGAGCGACUACCGCUCCCGAAUUCAUCCAAGCCCACGGAGGCGCAUCCACAGGACCGAUCAAGACGUCGGUCCUAACGGCAGCGGCUACUGCAGCCGAACGCGCUGGGGCCCCGGUCGAAGCCACCCUCGACGGAGGAUUCUACAACCCGGCCACAGCGCGUGCCGCCGAGAAAUCCAACAACAUCUCAAAGGCGCUGAACCAACGCAAAGAAGCAGCGAAGAGUGCCUCCGCCACUCACACCCAACCCCCGAAUGCACACCGGAAGAUCGUCCGGGUACAAUUCACUAACCAGACGCUACCUGCCGAGGGAACUCGCAGGGUACCCGAAGACAUCCAAGCUGUUGUCGCCACGCAAAUUACCAAGAUAGGGGGUACUCCGAAUCCCGUAAUCUCCAUCACCUACCGAGGAUCAUUCCUCGACCUCCUUUUCACCGCAUGCCCUGAGGAUGCUAUCGUCACCCGCCUUGGCGAGAUGAGUGGCUGGUUCUUGAACCAAGGCUCAGAAGAAUUACGCAACGCUACACCUUGGCCCAUAGUGGACUUUUACAAGCCCAUUGCGCGCAUGAACAUAUUUGGUAUUCCAGUAUUGGAUGCCAAGGCGAACGUCAAACUCACCAUCGAGGAAGUCUACGCCACCAUCGUCACCGAGAACGAAUGGCUACAGGGGCUUAUCUUGGACCCCAUGUCCGCUCCUCGCAUGUCACUGUACGCCCCGGUGGGGGACACCUGCACCGUGCAGGUCUCUAUCAUUGACGGCAACCCCUCGUAUGUGGAACGCUGGAUCACUCAGAGAAAACGGGUGUCCUUCAGGGAAAAGAAGUACGUUAUCAGACACGCACGUCCACAAACCUUUGUCCCGCUCUGCCUGAAAUGUCUCAAAUGGGGACACGUCGGAGGAGCAUGUGGUAUGGGAGGAAAGUUCAACUCCCAGGCCCUGUGUCACAAGUGCAGCCUCAUGCACUCUACGGAACAACACCAACGAACAGGGCCUUCUGCCAGCAUGACGAAUGCAAGAGAACACGGCUCGAGACCCUCAACCCGUGGGUUGAGAACUGCCCCCCUGAACAUGCCAAGUGUCGCAACUCCCGAUAAGCUCGAGGCCUUCUGGAAGCGAGAAGGCGUUGACGACGCUACCAUUAGAGCCUUAUCUAAGGGCUACAACCCAGAGCGUGAAAUCCGUAGGGAGGCUAAACGCUUGGGAGGUCACACGGGUGAAGGGGAAGAUGCUUCUGACCCCAUUAACCAAAGUCAUGAGGCUACAGUACCAGCGUCCUCUGCUAUCGCGGACUACGAUGACGACAUGUACAUGUAA